AUGUCAAACACAUCAGAACCUUUUUAUGUAGCUAGACACGUGUCAUUGUCUACACCCGAAUCUGGAGAAAGUUGUUCAUCCCGUCCAAAGUUGAAAAUGAACAAUGCUGAGGGGAUAACACCAGCAUUUGAUGCCUCUGAGGUGGUUUUGAGCCAUCAGGAGUGUAGUGACAAACAAUUGGAAUUGGCAAUGGAUGAUGCAAUACCCCUUGAGAAAACUGCUACUAGCGUUUCGCCAAUUAAAGGGAGGUCUCAAUCCAAACCUUUGUUGUCACAUCUAAAAUUGACCAAAAUGCCUAAAAUCCAGGAAACUGUACCCGAAUCACUCCAUACAGUUGACCUGACAUUGAAACCAUUCAUCAGAUCUGUCAAACCAGAAACAGCAGAUCAUGAUUUGAGUCCAACACAAUUUUCUGAUAGUAAAAUUAAAAACUCAGAAGUAGUAUAUAGUGAGCAUUUCGAUCCCCUUGAUCCACAUUCCACUGAGGUGGAUACUGGGAAGAGGAAACCAUUAAGGGAUAUGCAUGGUUGCAAACAUGCAAAUUCAGCUUUUGGGAAAACUAUAUCCUUGUAUGGGGCAGUAGAAAAGGCUUCUGUUCAACAACAGGUGUUAACCUUGCAAGCCUCCCCAGAUGAAAAACCAGACAGUGGCUACCAUUCACAAGAACUUGUAAGGCCAAAGUAUGAAUUGAAACAUAGGCCAAAUUCUACCGAGUCCCAUUCAUUAGUCAUUGAAACUAACAAGAUGACUAGUAAGUUCUCUGAUAUCAGCCAGAGUGAACAUUACAAAUCCCAUACUCCUCAAUUACCAGAUUUAGAACAUUCUUACAUGUGUACUGAAUCCAAUGUAUCAGGUGAAACUCAUCCCUUAGAAGGUGAUGGUUAUUUCAGUGCUUGUGAGCAUGAACAGACCAAAUCCAAAGGUCCUAAAGAUACUUGGUAUUAUACAGAAUGUCCAGACAAAGCCAUGGGGAUCUUUUCUGAAGGAAUGAAUCCCAAAGCAGUGGAUAGAGGACGUCCAAUGACCAGACAAACCAGAGCCCGUCCUCAGCUUUCCUUGUUCCCAGAGAGAGUAUAUUCAGAUCGUAACCCUGUGUCCCAGCAGGUUCAGUUAUUGAACAACUCUCUUCUGGAUGACCCAUUUGUUGUUGAUGCAGAUGUUGACAGCUGUGACAGCUCUGACUAUGCAACAGCUGGUGAAUUAUUAGAACCUGGCAAGUCUAAAAUGAAAUCCAAUUCUCUUCAUUUCCCCAGGAAGGUAAAGCAAUUUUCUGCUUUGCCUAGAUUGCCAAAUUCAGACUCUUCUGAUGAAGAGUUACUGACAAGGUAUGGCAAUAACCCUAUCCAAACCAAAUUGAGUCAGAGAGAAGUAUAUCCUUGUAUCUCAGAGGCUGCAAUUACUAAGUUAGUUCAGCAACAGAUGAUGAUACUUGGUCAAAAUCUGACUAAGGUUAUAAAAAAGACCCUGAAAAAGAAUUCCAAUUCCAAGCCAAAGUCAAUGAGAUAUGCCUCAUAUUGCCAAAUAUGUGAAACAAGAAGCCACUCCAUCUUUGACUGUGACCAAAGACACCCCAACUCUAGGGUUACUGGUGUCAGAGCUUGUUUUAAAUGUGGAAAUGACCAUCGUAUAACUGAUUGUCCUUCUCUAAAAGAAGGACCAGAUCAGUUUGAACACUAAAUCAUUAUAGUGUUAGUGUGUGUCUAGAAUCAGGCCAGAAAGAUGCACCUCGUUUACCAUAAAGAGUGGCCUUUAUAACCAUGCUACCUCAAUUUUCCAUGUUUCUGAUGUUGAUGUAAAACUAUUAUCCAAUCAGAAGAUUUAUACUUAGGUAUGCAUUACUUUGUUUAACGUUGAAAACACUUUAUUUGAUUUUCAACACAUGUGUUUUAUUUUAUUCCCCUUUUUGCUUGUGUCUUUGUCUGCCAUGAAUUGCGGGCUGUUUUGAACUUGAUGUUGUUUAAAGCCUAUGGCAGUGAGCUAGGUGGUAAUGCAAGAACCUCGACACAUGUAAGGGAACUUUAUUUAUUUUUUUUAUUGACCAUUAUUGUCAUUGAUUGCCAUGCCAGAGCCUUACUUUACCCGAGCAUUAGUGUUAAUUGACAGCAUUGGCCUGAUCAACCAAUGUUUGAUCACAUGUAUACUGUUUGCUCUGGGAGGAACUAAGUAGUGAAUAAAGUUUGUGAGGGCAUGGUAAUAUGACAGUUGAACCCAGAAAACUGCUUUUGUUGAACUCCUGAGGUGGAUUCAUUUGCAGUGGAUAACAGCUUUUGAUUGACUGGGAUUGAGUAACACCGUGGAUAGGGCCCAUCCAUUGUCUUUGUUGAAGUGACAUACCUGGUUUUCUGGCAGGUUGGUGAAAGGUGUUUCUCAUCUUGCCCACCCAGUCAUGUUACCCAUUUUGCCUUUUUUGGUGUACUGUAGCGUCUCCAGGAAUAUGACACGGUGAUGCUUUCACCCGACAGAAUUCCACCUCAACUUCCUUUGUAUUGAAAGGGUCAUUGUGACUGAAUUUGAAUCAUUCCCAGUACAAAUGUUAUGAGAUAUUAUCUGAAAACUACCAAU
Molecule: messenger RNA, 2562 nt
Organism: Owenia fusiformis
Lineage: Eukaryota; Metazoa; Annelida; Polychaeta; Sabellida; Oweniidae
Source: the annotation of a GenBank genome assembly